This is a messenger RNA of Fopius arisanus, 2582 nucleotides long. RefSeq names its product Ribosomal RNA processing protein 1 homolog Nnp-1 (gene Nnp-1). NCBI's taxonomy places the organism in Eukaryota, Metazoa, Arthropoda, Insecta, Hymenoptera, Braconidae. Gene Ontology annotation, cellular component: nucleus; preribosome, small subunit precursor. Gene Ontology annotation, biological process: rRNA processing. The record is from RefSeq and is a predicted model, not a curated record. The coding region runs from base 195 to 2165 and encodes 656 amino acids. The transcript is spliced from 3 exons.
CCACGCGCGAGUGCGAGGUUAGAACAGACUAAACUCAGUAUCUUGAUCCCCUUGACACUGAAAUCCAGAAAAUAUUUACCAGGAGAACGAAAUAAUUUAAGGAAGUGAUAUCUGAGUUCCUCGAAACCAGUGAUUAUAUUAACAAAUACACACCACAAAAGGAUCUAACGAUCUCGUCUAUUGAUAAACGAUCAAUGAUGGGGAUGAAGAAGCUUCUGAAAAGGACACGUGCCCGAAAAAAACACACAGGCUCUCCUCUUCAGGGAAAGAUCGUCAAGAAUGAGGGGACCAAUGGUUUCAAGAUGCCAAAGCAGAAGAAGACGUUGGUAAUUGCCCAGGAGAUCAAGUUUGCAAGAGUUCUUGCGAGUAAUGACAAAAAAGCCAGGGCAAAAAUGCUUAAGAAACUUAGGGCUUGGAUUACUGUGCGCUCCAAGAGUUCUUUUGUAUUCACAGAAACGGAUUUUCUGAGACUCUGGAAAGGUUUGUUCUACUGCAUGUGGAUGUCUGACAAGCCCCUGGUGCAGGAGGAACUGGCGGAGUCCAUCAGCGAUUUGGUGCACUGUUUCGAGAACAUGGAAUUCGCUAUUCUCUACACAAAAUGCGCCCUGAAAACCCUCAGCAUCGAGUGGUUUGGUAUCGAUCAGUACAGACUCGACAAGUUCCAGAUGCUGGUGAGGAGGAUUUUCCGUCAGACCUUCAUCCUCUCCAGGAAGCUGGGUUGGGAUGUAGACAACAUCAAGGAGAUUGCUAAAGUCAUUGAGGAGAUUCUGCUGGACAGUAAAGGCUCCCUGGGCUUCAAAUUCCACGUCACUGAGAUCUUCAUGGAGGAACUGGCCAAAGUUUCUGGUGGUGAAAUCCCUGAGGAACGCGUCACGGAGUUGUUGAGACCCUUUGCUAUUUAUCUCGCCACGAUCGAUGACGAAAGACAGAUCAGAAACGUCAUGCAACAUAUCUUUAGGUAUUUAAUCUUCCAAUCGGAUGUUGGCAUCGAGUACAUGGAGAAAUUCGACGCUUGGAGAAAGGCUGGCUACCCCACAGGCAGUAUUGAAGCGAUGCAAAAACUUGAAGUCUCCGACGAUGAGGUUUCUUCAACCGAAGAGGAUCUGAUAGAUUCCUCUCCCUCUCCUCUGGAUCCUCGUGCAGGUCGAGUGAAUGUGGAUCUACCACAAAUUCCCUUCGAUCCCCUUCAGAUCUCCAGACUCAUCGAGGAAUACAAAUUUCACCCCUCGUCCACUACGAAAACUCGAAGACGAAUCAAAAGGCUGAUAAAAGAUUUCAAUGAGCUCUCAAAGGGUACAAUGCCCCUGGGUGUCCAGAAAGUGGACAUCCCUCCGAAAAAGAGCCCGGAAACCAAUCCCAAGAAGGCUGCCUUCAAGUUCCUGGAGUUCGAGCAGGAGUUGUAUUCCGAUUCAGCGAGAAAUCAAGGGAAGAAAAAACGAAAAACCGAUCUAGCUGAGUUAAAUCCCAAAAAAUUAAAGAUCAAGGAGUCAAAGUCUUUGGAAUCUUCACCCCCUGAUGCAUCCCCUGGAGGAGUUCCCCAGAAAUCUCCAGAGAAAAAUCAGAAGAAAAUGAAAAAAUCCCCAGAGGACAGGGAAAAGUCAUCGCCGAAGAAAAAAUCACUGCAGAAGGAGUUUAAAGUGAAGACAACCAAGACGAAAGUGAAAAAAUUGAAGAAAGUUAAGAAAUCAUUAAAUGGGGAGCUGUUGGAUGGAAUCGACGACUUCACCAGCUUCAAGAAGUCCAGAAAAAUACCGUACGAUUUGGAUAGCAGUUGGAAUGUCGAGACGAGUGAGUCUUCAUCUUCUGUGACACCAGCAGUCACACCAAAGACAACUCCGGAAGGAAAAAACGAGAUUGCGAAUAAAAAAACUGCGAUUGUAGAGGAUGUGAGGGUGGGGAAUGUAUCCUGGCUACAACCUCUGGCGAAAAAGCUCGAAGGCGAGGGUAGAAACACUGGAAAGAGCCCAGGAACUCCUGAAAGCAUUACGAAGAAGAGAGUUAAGAUUAUGCUGCAGAAAAAUACCGCCCAACACACGUCCGAGUACUUCAAACAGAUCAUGAUGAGCCCUGAAAUUCCUUAUGAUGCUAAUAAGAAACCCAAGGCCGGAGUUCUCAAGCCUAGUCCACUGCCCAGUCCUGUUAAUCCGUUUUACCAAAAAUUAUAAAAAAUUCUGAGAGGUUUUGCGGAAUUAUCUUGAGAUAUCGUGGGUGUAGAGAAAAAUGUCAUUGGAUUAUUUAAGAGAUCUCGAAAUUCUUUACAAUUAAUUCCUAUGACAUGUUUUUUUCAGUCUAAUACUUCCCAUGAUAUUUGUGAAAGAAGAAAGAGAUCAUCAUGAGAGAAACUUCAAUUUUUAAUUAUUCAGUGAAACAAUUAUUUUUUUUUUAAAUAUCUCGAGAAGUACGGAGUUUAGAAAAAAAAUUAGAAAAAGGAAAUCGAAUUUAACCAUUUCGAAGAUAUUCGUGGAAAAAACAUAAUUCAUUAUGAUAAAUAAUUUCUUUUUGUUUUUAAGAGUAUCGUUUUUACUGUUAAACCGGAAUGGUUUGAAGCUAAUUGAAUAAAUGAAUUACUUUUAAAUUUUUCA